UAACUAACCAACGUACGAAGUAGAUCUGAGGGUAAAACUUGACUUCGAUGUCGACAGCGAGCAGGAUGAGUGAACAGAACAAGAGCCAGUCUACGUUUUUCCCGCUCGUCAAGGCAGGAGCUCUGAGCGGCUCUCUUGGACUGGUGUAUGGAGGUGUUGCAGGUGUCAUCCGGUCUCCUAAUCCGGUGAUCCAUUCUCUAUCUUGCGGUGUUCAAUGGGCUGCAACUGGGAGCGGCUUCUGGUUCUUGAGAGAGAACAUCUUAAAAUAUCAUUUCGAAAACAAUGCCGAUUCUAAGCAACGCGCUUAUGUCAGCGCUCUAUCAGGGGGCAUCGCUGGAGGCACCGUUACCCGACUACUAGGGGGUCGACUAAUUCCAGGAGUGGUGUUCUUUUCGGCACUAGGCUAUCUGGGCCAAAGCACUUAUAAUGCGAUCGACACAUGGCAAUUAGAAAAGGCCAACACUCCAUCGAAGCCGAUCCUUCAGCGGAUCGCCGAUUCAAAAUGGAUUCCGCUCAAGUCCCUCUCCGAUGAUGAUUACAGGGGGAUUUUGCGCGAGAAGCUCCUGAGCAUCGAGGCCGAGAUCGCACUCCUCGAUGAAAAGAUUGAAGGGCUGGAGAAACUCAAAUCUCAAGGGUCAGAUUUGUCCUCGUCCGACACAUCCACCAGGUGACCAGAGAAUCCAGCCCGUCAAUUUCUACCACGAACGGCCUUGGUGUAAUAGAAUGUUACGGGUUAACAUUUUCUCCCUGGCUUGUUGCAACCCUUGACUUAGCCACGCCGAUGCGGAGCACCGCGAAGAUCAUGCGGCCAUUUGGCUAUUCUGGCAUCGAUGAUUGUUCUAUAGAAGGAUUGCUCCCC
This is a messenger RNA of Aspergillus aculeatinus CBS 121060, 859 nucleotides long. RefSeq lists its product as uncharacterized. The record is from RefSeq and is a predicted model, not a curated record. Lineage: Eukaryota; Fungi; Ascomycota; Eurotiomycetes; Eurotiales; Aspergillaceae. The transcript is spliced from 4 exons. The coding region runs from base 66 to 671 and encodes 201 amino acids.